This is a messenger RNA of Notothenia coriiceps (black rockcod), 633 nucleotides long. RefSeq names its product calcium/calmodulin-dependent protein kinase type II subunit beta-like. The transcript is spliced from 9 exons. The record is from RefSeq and is a predicted model, not a curated record. Lineage: Eukaryota; Metazoa; Chordata; Actinopteri; Perciformes; Nototheniidae. The coding region runs from base 64 to 633 and encodes 189 amino acids.
AAGACCUUGCUCAACAAAAAGGUAGAAGUCAAGAAACGCAAGUCCAGCUCUACCGUCCAGUACAUGCCCCAGACAAACAGCACCAAAAACAGCAUAGUCACCAGCCCCAAAGGAAACACCCAUUCACCUGCUCUGGAACCUCAGACAACCGUCAUCCAUAAUCCAGUGGACGGGAUGAAGGGAUCAUCAGACAGCAGCAACACCACUGUGGAGGAUGAAGAUGUGAAAGGAAAGAGCUUAGACAACAGCUCGCUUAAGGCGCAAUCCAGCACGAGCUCCCAGCCCGAUAGCUCUCAGGGCUCCUCAGCUGCUGUGUUCUCUACUACAAAGUUUGCUGACCUGCUGGGCUCAGUGCGUAGGGGCUCAGGGCCCACAUCCGACGGGGAAGGGACAUCCUGCACUCCACCUCCCGCUGCCCUCUCCGCCCCCUCCCCUCCACACACCCCCAUGCAGAUGUCUCGGCUCACUGACCUGGUAAGCAGCGUUCGCAGGGCGGCGCCGGCGGCCCCUGCGCUCAAUUCUGACGCUGCACCGGUGCCUAGUGCCAGGCCCACCCCUCUAAACGCACACACCACCUCCCCACAUCCCCCCCACUCCCCCUCCAGCCCUCCCCUGUCUUCUUCCCAGAGUUAG